Messenger RNA from Protopterus annectens (West African lungfish), 1787 nucleotides. It is a transcript of the gene MEDAG, whose product is annotated as mesenteric estrogen dependent adipogenesis. The transcript has 5 exons. The coding region runs from base 609 to 1433 and encodes 274 amino acids. The record is from RefSeq and is a predicted model, not a curated record. Gene Ontology annotation, cellular component: cytoplasm. Lineage: Eukaryota; Metazoa; Chordata; Ceratodontiformes; Protopteridae.
CAGUAUUUCUUUCUUUAGGUUUAACUGUCUAUAGAUCUUCUAUUUCGGGCCUCAAAAUGCUGCAAUAUGUAAAAACUGAAAGCAAACUAAUUUAGUAAAUAUACAAAGCAACUUUCGAAGAAACUUGCACGUCCUUUUAAAUGCAGCAUCAUGACAUAACGUUGUAAACGCAAAAAAAAAAAUCCUCGUAGUUUGUAUUGCGCAAACUUAACAAAUAAUAGCGGUUUACUCCAAAUUUAAGGUGUGCCGAAAAUUACGACAUAAGUAAAAUACGAUCAGAAUUCUACCGUCACCCUCCCCCUGUCACCUUACACAGGCCCAAUAAAAAAAGUGUUUUGGCUAAAUUUAGUCAAGCAUCAUCCGUAUUAAAAUAUCACCGAAGCAAACUACGUUACUCGUAGUGUCCCGCCUUCGGAAGGGACGGGCUCUGUUAAAAAAAUGUUACCGUUACCAAGUUCAAGGAGGGGUGCCUGUUAUACGAGAUCUUAAAUCUUUUUAGUACUAGUAUGUCGGCAAGAAUCUGGGACACUCGUUAGAUGUGUUGAAGUUUUGUACUACUAAAGUGCUUUCUGCUUUUCUUUUACAUUUUUACAGUAUACUAACAAAAUAUGUCGGUCAGUAGAGCAAUAAGUGGUGAUCGUCAGACUUCUCACAUUAUUACAAGUAUUUCCUCCGCUUCUUCGGCGGAUUUAGGGACACUAACUACAUGUAACUGUGAGUUAGCAGUGUUACCUGUCCUACAGUUCCUGCAGCAGCAGAAAGAGUACUUCUCUCCGGAGGGGUACAGCAUCACUGUCAACCAUCAUCACGGUGGUGGCUACAACGUGUGUUGUGAAGGGGAGAUUUGGGUGCAGACUCAACGCUUCACUGUUAGCAGCUUCUUAAAGAGGAAAACUGUGCUGAAAUCCCAUGAAGAAUACAGAGACUACAGAGAAAAUCUGUUGAGCAAACCGUUGGUGCUCUUCACCAGUGUCAUAAAGAAUAAUACCGAAUCCCCUGUAGAGAAAACCUUUGCUGUUGUUGUGAACACAAGGCAUCCCAAAAUUAGAAGACAGAUUGAGCAAGGUAUGGAUCAAGCCAUAUCAUCUGCAACAGGAGAGAACUACAGCCUGAAGUUUGAGCUACAGAAUGUCGUAAAGACUUUUUUCUUUCAAGGAGGCUAUUCCACAGAUGGAGAAGGCUUGGAUUUUUCCUAUGAGUUCAAAACAGAUUCCCUCUUUGAUGUCUUCUACAUGCUUGGUUGCAACAAAAGAAAAGCAGAAAUCAAUGGGAAAAUUCUGAAUUUGUCCUGUAAUGUUGAGGAGAAAAAAAAUAAAGUGAAAAUGUUUUUGGAUAAAAUGAGUGAACCAUUUAUUCGAAUCGGCAGUUCAGCGGACCGGAGGUUUAGCAACAUAUCAGUAGGUUCCAAAGAAGAGGAUGAUGUAUUCAGCUGAGAUCAUCUAAAAUCACUUGAACAAAUUUUUGACCAAGCUUUGCUGCACCUGAAAGCAUACCCUUCUGAUGUGCUCGACGUCCAAGGAACCUAAAUAUAUGUGAAGGAUAUUAACCAUGAUGUAGGAUAUUUAUUUUCAUUUGUAAAUCAGGUAGAUAAGGUGAUCCCUGAACACUAUGCCAACUCAUGCAUAAUUAAAUGGAAGCAAAAUUCUAAGCAUAAGGAUAUGUGACUGUGUAUUUGGUUAAGUGGUGUUUAAAUAUGUAUUUGUUUGGAAAAUUAUCAGCAUGCAAAAGCAUUUUAGCAUUAAUGGUAAGCCAAAACUGAAUAAAUUUAAGAGCUUAUAUGAAAAUUA